AGCAUAUUUCACUGGCCGAAAAGAACACAUAAAGCACUGGUGUCUCACCGUUAACAUUGCCGAGUCGUCGACCUUCAAAUUCUCAGCAAUGGCCAGGAAGCGAAGCAAAGGAACCACGACAACCUUCGUCUUCUUCGCCCUACUCUCUAUUAUAGCCUUCUGUGCCUUCGUCCCUGUCUUUGCUCCUCUCCCUUCUCUCUCCUCUCACUCCAACCACCACUCUCAGCACAAGAAAGUUACCACUCGAAAGUUUGAGAUUGCCAAUGACAUGUUUUGGAAAGAUGGAAAGCCAUUCCAGAUUAUUGGUGGCGACUUGCAUUAUUUUCGGGUUCUUCCAGAGUACUGGGAAGAUAGACUAUUAAGAGCAAAGGCUUUGGGCUUGAAUACUAUCCAAACUUAUGUUCCUUGGAAUUUGCAUGAACCAAAACCUGGAAAGCUUGUUUUUGAGGGGAUUGCAGAUAUGGUAUCAUUUCUCAAACUCUGCCACAAACUAGGUUUCGUUGUUAUGCUUCGGGCUGGGCCUUAUAUAUGUGCAGAGUGGGAUUUGGGGGGCUUCCCUGCCUGGUUACUUGCGAUAAACCCAGCUCUCAGACCAAGAUCAUCGGAUCCUAAUUUCCUCCGCCUAGUUGAAAGAUGGUGGGAAACCCUACUACCAAAGGUAGCUCCACUUCUUUAUGCAAAUGGAGGUCCUAUUAUAAUGGUUCAGAUUGAAAAUGAAUAUGGUUCAUACGGAAAUGACAAAGCUUAUCUUCAUCACCUUGUCACUUUGGCCCGUGGUCACCUUGGAGAUGAUAUAAUUUUGUAUACUACAGAUGGAGGUUCUAGGGAAGCUCUUGAGAAAGGAACAAUUCGUGGUGAUUCUGUCUUUUCAGCUGUUGACUUCUCCACUGGUGAUGAGCCCUGGCCAAUAUUUAAGUUACAAAAGGAGUUCAAUGCCCCCGGAAAGUCACCACCACUUUCAGCGGAGUUUUACACAGGUUGGCUUACACAUUGGGGAGAGAAGAUUGCAGAGACUAAUGCUGAUUCUACUGCAACUGCCCUGGAAAAGAUUUUGGAACGAAAUGGUUCUGCUGUGCUUUAUAUGGCGCAUGGUGGUACAAACUUUGGAUUCUAUAAUGGAGCGAAUACUGGUGGGGAUGAGUCUGAUUACAAGCCUGACCUCACUUCCUAUGAUUAUGAUGCACCAAUCAGGGAAUCGGGUGAUGUGGACAAUGCAAAAUUCGAAGCACUUCGGAGGGUUAUAAAGAAACACAGUGCAGUGUCUCUUCCUUCAGUUCCUCCCAAUAAUGAAAAGACAGGAUAUGGACAAAUACACUUGCAGGAAAAAGAACUUUUGUUUGAUAUACUUAAUAGGAUAGAUUCCAUUGACGUGGUUGAAUCUGAAAACCCACUUGCAAUGGAAUCUGCAGGCCAGAUGUUUGGUUUUUUGUUAUAUGUAUCUGAAUAUGCUGCAAAGGACGAUGGAAGCAUUCUAUUCAUAGCAAAGGUGCAUGACAGAGCUCAAGUUUUCAUAUCUUGCUCUUCGGAAGAUAAUGGUGGAAGACCAAUAUUUGUUGGUAUAAUUGAAAGAUGGUCAAAUCAAACACUUGGCCUUCCUAAAACUAAAUGUCUCUCAAACAUCAGUUUAUAUGUUUUGGUUGAGAAUAUGGGUCGCGUAAAUUACGGUCAGUACAUAUUUGACAAAAAGGGUAUUUUAUCUUCUGUUUAUCUAAAUGGGCGAAUUCUGCAACAAUGGAAAAUGCUCUCAAUUCCUUUGAACAACCUGAAUGAGAUCCCAAAAGCCAAUCCCAUCAUUCAGGUUUCAUAUUCUGAAUUCAUAAAAAAUUCAGCCCUCAGAAAAGCCAAAGAGAAUGUUCUGAAAGAACCAGCAUUUUAUGCCGGCCGUUUCUCUAUUGACAAAGUUGACCAUGUUAAAGACACAUUCUUAUCAUUCCGUGGUUGGGGUAAAGGGAUUGCAUUUGUCAAUGAAUUUAAUAUAGGAAGAUACUGGCCGAUGAUGGGACCACAAUGCAACCUUUAUGUCCCUGCUCCAGUUCUUCAUCAGGGGGAAAAUGUUGUGGUUGUACUUGAGUUAGAAUCUCCAGACCCCGAGCUUGUGAUACACUCGGUCGAUCAGCCAGACUUCACAUGCGGACGCGGAUCAAGUAAAUCGGAUGUGCAUCAGCUGUAACACGACAUGAUACAGAAUGCCCUGGUCCUUGCUUGAAACAUGGAAAGGAUAGAGCUUGAUUGUUGACGACCUCCAAAUUAAGAACUCUGGACCUCCUGAAGGUCUCUCCCAUGUUUGGUUGUCUACAGCAGAGAAGGAUGCAUCACUUUUUGUGUCCUCUAAAGGAACAUAUAUAAGUGUGAAGGAAAAUAAUCAGAUCAUAAGAGUAGCCACUGGCCAUGGGCAGAGUCGGGGGGGG
Messenger RNA from Alnus glutinosa, 2408 nucleotides. Its product is annotated as beta-galactosidase 17. The transcript is spliced from 19 exons. NCBI's taxonomy places the organism in Eukaryota, Viridiplantae, Streptophyta, Magnoliopsida, Fagales, Betulaceae. Bases 89 to 2170 code for a protein of 693 amino acids. Gene Ontology annotation, cellular component: vacuole. The record is from RefSeq and is a predicted model, not a curated record. Gene Ontology annotation, biological process: carbohydrate metabolic process. Gene Ontology annotation, molecular function: beta-galactosidase activity.